Hibiscus syriacus is the source of this 1121-nucleotide messenger RNA. RefSeq names its product homeobox-leucine zipper protein HAT3-like. The record is from RefSeq and is a predicted model, not a curated record. Gene Ontology annotation, cellular component: nucleus. The coding region runs from base 205 to 1089 and encodes 294 amino acids. The transcript has 4 exons. NCBI's taxonomy places the organism in Eukaryota, Viridiplantae, Streptophyta, Magnoliopsida, Malvales, Malvaceae. Gene Ontology annotation, biological process: regulation of DNA-templated transcription. Gene Ontology annotation, molecular function: DNA-binding transcription factor activity, RNA polymerase II-specific; sequence-specific DNA binding.
UCUCUCUCUCUUUCUGGCUCUGUUUUAUCUCUAUAUAUGUUGUCCCAUUCUUUCACCCUUGUGCUGCAUCAAAACCAAAAGGCUGUUAAUGCUCAAGCCAUUUUCUACGCUUAUCUUCUUCUGUUUUGCUUUUUCUCAUAAGCCAAACACACUAGGGAGAAAAACCAGGAAGUAGGAGGAAAAAGGACAGAAAAAAAAUAAGAGAUGGAGGAUAAAAAUGAUGGUUUGGGGUUAAGUUUGAGUUUGGGAUGUGGUCAGAAUCAACCUUCUUUGAAGUUAAAUCUCAUACCUUUAGCUUCACCCUGCAUGCAAAACAUUCAGCAGAGGAAUAUUUGGAAUGAGCUGUUUCCGUCUUCUGAUCGAGAGUUGGAUACAAGAUCGGUUCUUGGUGGAAUUGAUGUGAACCGAGCACCGGCAACGGCUGAAUGCGAGGAGGAAGGAGGGGUCUCCUCGCCCAGUAGCGCCGUUUCUAGCAUAAGUGGGAAGAGAAAUGAGAGAGACCCUGUGGGUGAUGAAACCGAGGCUGCGCGAUUCUCGUGCUCUCCUUCCAGUGACGAUGACGAUGGAGGCGGCGGCGUCGGCGACGAUGAUGCCUCGAGGAAGAAGCUUAGGCUUUCAAAGGAACAGUCGUUGGUGCUUGAAGAAACCUUCAAGGAACACAGCACCCUUAAUCCGAAGCAAAAGUUGGCACUGGCAAUGAAACUGAAUCUGAGGCCUAGGCAAGUGGAGGUUUGGUUCCAGAACAGAAGAGCAAGGACAAAGUUGAAGCGGACGGAAGCCGACUGUGAGUAUCUGAAAAGAUGUUGCGACAAUCUAACAGAGGAAAACAGAAGGUUGCAGAAGGAAGUGCAGGAGCUUAGAGCAUUAAAACUCUCUCCGCAGCUUAACAUGCACAUCAACCCUCCCACAACACUCACCAUGUGCCCUUCUUGUGAGCGUGUAUCUUCGUCUUCAUCUUCUGCCUCCUCCACCCCAAAGCAUCGUCAUCUGAGUCCCGAUCGUCAAAGAUCGGUGCCCGUUAGUCCUUGGGCUGCAUUGCCAUUGCCCAUUACUCAUCAACCAUUCAAUGCCCCUGCUUCUAGAUCAUAGUUCGAAUGUAUUUGGAGCAUGGAUACCAUUAA